AUGGAUGGUCUGUUGACUGCCGUCAAUACGGUUAAGAGAGACGCAGAAACACCCUUGGUGACCUCGUCAGAGUCUCCUCAACAGCAAAAGCCUGUUCGCACAUCAGAUUUAUAUUUCAAUCAUCAUGAUCUAUCAUCAGACCAGAUCAUAAACUUAUUGCGAUCCAAUCCAGACCGCGAACAACUUUCUGCUAUUUUAGCAGCCCUUGAUCCAUUCAACAAAUUUUCCAAUGCAAAAGAUGUCGACAUCAGGAUCCCCAGUCCGACCACAGCCCAGAUUCUCCAAGUUUUAGUCAGCGCCACGAUACCUGACCACUGGGGAUCGUUGGAUUCAAAGGAGAGAAAGACCAAAGACAGCAAAACUCGAGCAGCAUUAUUGAGAUGUCUCAGCAGUGUGGCCGGUCUGGGGUCCAUCGUGGCCCAGGUACGGUCUCUGGUGGCGGCGGCUCGCACCAAAGAAGCUCAAAGCUCGGGCAGCCAACUUGUCAUUCAAGAUAUUCUUACCGUCCUUGCUGCAUUGUUGGAGCCUGAAGACUUCUUGUCUCGUCUAUAUGCAGACAUUUCGGUCGUCUAUGACCACAAGACCCGGCAGCAAGUAGCCUGGAGAGAGCUCGCCUCGCUCGUUGCUGCAGGUCGAAUUCUGUCCACGGUAGCGGAGGCACUCACUCUCUUGGAUGAUUCAAAACAUUUAUCAUCAAUCUCCUGGGUUGGAAAUGGCUCUCAAUAUGCAUUGUGGCUUGGCGGCAAUGUCUGUCAUCUGGUCUCGAAGCUGAAAACCGAGGACGAAAAUGCCUGGGACUUUGUCGCUUUUCUCCUUGGACGGGCAUUAAGUCUUGGAUACACAGACCAGUUAGUUAGGAAGAUCUACUCGGGACUUUUGAUCGAAUUUCCUAUCCCAGACCAUUUUGGCAUGCUUCUUGAUCGUCUCCGGCAGUCUGAGCAGCUUGCUGUUGUUGAAGCUAUUUUCCGUGAUGUACAAAAGAAACAUUUCUCGGAAGAAUUGGCGGGUACAAUCACCCAGCCAUUUACUCCAGAUGAGGUCGUCAAAGGGGUAGCGGCAUUAUGUGCGAUCAUCAUUGGCAAUCGCCCUUUUUUGAGAAAUCAGAUAUUGGAUUGGCUCUCGAAAAGCCAAGGUGGUUCAAUACAAACACUAGGGCUGCGACGAGCUCUCUUAGCUACUCUUGCUAACCAGGAGGAUGCGCUCAAAUAUCUUCUCACACGUGGUCUGGAACAAUUUGGCGAUAAGUUCCACAUUAAACAUAUUCCGAUCAUAACACAGAAUGCAAACGCUCAAUUGAUCCUUUUGGCUGCGGGUCAUCUUCAUCGCCUAAGUCCAACCCGACUGAAGGAUAUAGGGCGAACAGGGAUCUUCCUGAAUUCAGUCUCCAAUCGACUUGCGGCAUCUUCAAACAGAGCACGAUUCCUGGGCAUGGUUGUUGGGACAGGGAUGUCUAGGCUCAUCGAAGAACCGGGCAAGGCGAUGGAGUUUGACCUGGAAGAGAUGCGAGGAGAAGAGGCAUAUCGGUACUUGAACCUAAUCACAAUCCAAGAUGAGGUUGGAUCAUUGGAGUCCAUCAAGUCAAUUCAAGACCUAAGCCAACUCCCGCAACCGAAAGCGAAAGCCACCCAUUCCAAACGUGCGCCACAGGCAAAGGGACGCCCACAAACAGGCAAGAUCGUGGCUAUCGAGGAAAUUGAUGACAGCGACGAGGAAACAGAUGAGGACGAGGACCUGGUCCCGUAUGAAAAACCCGACGCCGAUGCCUCUGAUUCGGACGAGGAUCCUACUUUGGUCCAACGUAACAAGCCUACGGCGCCAGUGUACAUCCGUGAUCUAAUCACCUACCUGCGAGAUACUGAAAAUGUCGAGCGCUAUCACCUCGCCAUCACUACUGCGCCGUCCUUGAUCCGCCGCAAGACGGGGUUCGGAACCGAACUCAUCGAACAAACAGAAGAGCUAGCGCUCAUACUUGUUGGUCUGCAAAACGACAGCAAUGCCCCACAGUUUCACGAGUCCCGUCUUCAAAGCAUGAUUGCAUUGAUCGUGUCCCAGCCACUAAAGAUGGGCCGUUGGUUCACUGCCAUCUACUUCGACGGCGAUCUCUCUCAGGUUCAACGCUCUGCUGUCCUCACGGCCCUGGGUUUGAGUGCUCGCGAGAUAGCCGGCAAUGGAGAUGAUGAUGCUCGAAUGCUGGGUCUGCCAGCUAAGGAAGAUACAUCAUUCCCAUCCAUGCGUCUGGCUCCUGCUCUGGAAGCAAUCUACUCAAGCACACCUACCGAGUCCCCUCUCGCUACCCUCACAAGAGAAAUGUCUCGGGCUUCCCUUCAACCGCUCGCCGCUGAUGCAGCAGAUGCCAUCACGGGACCCAAUGCGCUCAAGGUGCGCACCUUCUCUUCCCGCAUGGAAGUUGAGAAGAAGCGUCAGGAGCGCGAUGCGCAGCGCCAGGAGUCAACUAUCAAAGACCUACACAAGGUGCUGGCUGAAGGGUUCUUCUAUCCCCUCCAAGGCCGGUUUGAGGUCAUGAUGCUACAGUUUUCCACAUCAUCCGCUCCCUCAUACAACCCCUUCUUCAUCCCACACCUCCUCACCCUCUUUCUACAAACCUUAUCCCUCAUCCUCACAACGGCAGGCCCCCACACCCCCUUCCUGGGAGGUCUAACACACGAAACGCUCUCCUUGCUCCUCUCACUACACUCUACAAAUGCAUCCAGCGAGCCAACCAUCACGGCGGCGCUACUCUCGCUCUUCUUGGCCGUGAUAGAUCUGAACGUCGCCUCCGGGUCGAACGGCGAGGAACGCCUGGUCACCGAGUACGCGACGCAGGUGAUUGAGUUGCGCGAAUGGGCUUCUCAGGUCUUUGAUCGGAUGCCGCCGGGGUCGAAAUCUGAUGCCAAGGAUGAUCCGCAGGAGCAGGUGCGCACCCUCGCUGCUGGGGUUAUGGUCCGGACGGGGGAGGUAAUGGAGCGGUAUCAGGGACGGUUGAUGGGUGUUAACGCAGGGUUCAAGUACUGA
Molecule: messenger RNA, 3012 nt
Organism: Penicillium riverlandense
Lineage: Eukaryota; Fungi; Ascomycota; Eurotiomycetes; Eurotiales; Aspergillaceae
Product: telomere length regulation TEL2 family protein
Exons: 6
Coding region: 1-3012 (1003 amino acids)
Biological process (GO): telomere maintenance via telomerase; protein stabilization
Cellular component (GO): cytosol
Molecular function (GO): Hsp90 protein binding; telomeric repeat DNA binding
Source: RefSeq, a predicted model, not a curated record